UUCCCAACGGAUUCCUAUGGAAACCUCGAGUUCCAAGGGGGAGGGCACGCGAACAAGUCCAUGUAUAUCCGAGUGUCCUACGACACCAAGCCAGACGUGCUGCUCCAUCUCAUGGUGAAAGAUUGGCAGCUGGAGCUCCCCAAGCUUUUGAUAUCUGUCCACGGAGGGCUGCAGAACUUCGACCUGCAACCCAAGCUGAAGCAGGUCUUUGGGAAGGGCCUCAUUAAAGCGGCCAUGACCACCGGUGCCUGGAUCUUCACAGGAGGAGUAAGCACAGGGGUCAUUCGCCAUGUAGGAGACGCUUUGAAAGAUCAUUCUUCCAAGUCCAGAGGACGCAUCUGUGCCAUAGGAAUUGCCCCCUGGGGCAUUGUGGAAAACAAGGAGGACCUCAUUGGGAAAGACGUGACAAGAGUUUAUCAAACCAUGUCAAACCCACUAAGCAAACUCUCUGUGCUCAACAGUUCCCAUACACACUUCAUCCUCGCCGACAACGGCACCCUUGGCAAGUACGGGGCAGAAGUGAAAUUGAGGCGCCAACUGGAGAAGCACAUCUCGCUCCAGAAAAUCAACACCCGGCUUGGUCAGGGUGUGCCUGUGGUUGGGCUGAUCGUCGAAGGGGGCCCCAACGUCAUAUCCAUUGUCUUGGAAUGCCUCCGCGAAGAGCCCCCUCUUCCCAUUGUGGUCUGUGAUGGCAGCGGACGAGCAUCAGACAUUUUGUCCUUUGCGCACAAGUACUCGGAAGAAGGAGGCAUCAUAAGUGAAUCUCUGCGGGAUCAGCUUCUGGUCACCAUUCAGAAAACCUUCAAUUACAGCCGGAGUCAGGCCCACCAGCUGUUCGUCGUUCUCAUGGAAUGCAUGAAGAAAAAGGAGCUUAUCACUGUGUUCCGCAUGGGUUCCGAAGGCCAGCAAGAUAUUGAGAUGUCUAUCUUGACAGCUCUACUUAAAGGCACCAACGCCUCUGCGCCGGACCAGCUGAGCUUGGCGUUGGCAUGGAACCGUGUGGAUAUUGCGCGCAGCCAAAUCUUCGUCUUUGGUCACCACUGGCCGGUGAACUCCCUGGAGCAGGCGAUGCUAGACGCUCUGGUACUCGAUCGAGUGGACUUCGUGAAACUCCUGAUCGAGAACGGAGUCAACAUGCAGCGCUUCCUCACCAUCCCUCGACUGGAAGAGCUCUACAACACGAGGCUGGGUCCACCCAACACAUUGCAUCUACUUGUCAGGGAUGUAAAGAAGCGGCUGUCUAGGGGAUUUGGAUGGGUUAACAUGGAGGGAAACCUGCCCCCCGAUUACCACGUCAGCCUCAUCGACAUUGGCCUUGUGCUGGAAUAUCUCAUGGGCGGAGCCUAUCGCAGCAACUACACGCGGAAGACCUUUCGGACCCUUUACAACAAUUUGUUUGGAGCAAAGAGGCCCAAAGCUCUUAAACUUCUAGGGAUGGAGGACGAUGAGCCUCCCAGCAAAGGGAAGAAGAAAAAGAAGAAGAAGAAAGAAGAGGAAGUGGACAUUGAUAUCGAUGACCCGGAGGUCAGCCGCUUCCACUACCCCUUCCAUGAGCUGAUGGUGUGGGCGGUGCUGAUGAAGAGGCAGAAGAUGGCCCUCUUCCUUUGGCAGCGAGGCGAGGAGACCAUGGCCAAGGCGCUCGUCGCUUGCAAGCUUUACAAAGCCAUGGCUCACGAGUCUUCCGAGAGUGAGCUGGUGGACGACAUCUCGCAAGAUCUGGACAACAACUCCAAGGACUUUGGGCAGCUCGCUGUGGAGCUGCUGGAUCAGUCCUAUAAACAUGAUGAGCAAGUGGCCAUGAAACUCCUGACAUACGAACUGAAAAACUGGAGCAACUCCACUUGUCUAAAGCUGGCGGUAGCAGCUAAGCACAGGGACUUCAUUGCGCACACCUGCAGCCAGAUGCUGCUUACAGACAUGUGGAUGGGCAGGCUGCGCAUGCGCAAGAACCCGGGGCUUAAGGUGAUCAUGGGCAUUCUCCUGCCACCCACCAUCUUGUUCCUAGAGUUCCGAACCUCCGAUGACUAUUCCUACCAGACGUCCAAAGAAAACGAAGGUGGCAAAGACAAGGAAGAGGAUAAUGCGGUUAUUGCAGUUGUCUUUCAGGAUGCAAAUGUCGAUACCAGUUCCCGAAAAGGUGAUGAAGAGGAUGGAAAUAAAAAGCAGAGAAGCCUUCCUAUCGGGAAAAAGAUCUAUGAAUUUUAUAACGCCCCGAUCGUCAAGUUCUGGUUUUACACGAUAUCCUACCUGGGUUACUUACUGCUGUUCAACUAUAUAAUCCUGGUACGGAUGGAACGUUGGCCGUCAGUUCAAGAAUGGGUGGUCAUCUCUUACAUCGUGACGCUGGCCUUGGAGAAAGUAAGAGAGAUUUUGAUGUCAGAACCGGGUAAGCUAAGUCAGAAAAUAAAAGUAUGGCUACAGGAAUAUUGGAACAUCACCGACUUGGUUGCUAUCUCCAUGUUUUUGAUCGGAGCAAUGCUUCGUCUGCAAAACCAGCCUUAUAUGGGCUACGGAAGAGUCAUCUACUGCGUGGAUAUAAUUUUCUGGUACAUCCGAGUAUUGGACAUCUUCGGUGUGAACAAGUACUUGGGGCCUUACGUUAUGAUGAUUGGAAAGAUGAUGAUCGACAUGCUGUACUUUGUGGUGAUCAUGCUGGUGGUACUGAUGAGUUUUGGGGUGGCCCGCCAAGCCAUCCUGCACCCGGAUGAGGAGCCGUCGUGGCGGCUGGCCCGCAACAUCUUCUACAUGCCCUACUGGAUGAUCUACGGAGAGGUGUUUGCAGACCAGAUAGACCCUCCUUGUGGGGAGAAUUUGUACGACGAGGACGGCAAGCGCCUCCCCCCCUGCAUUCCUGGCGCCUGGCUGACUCCGGCCAUCAUGGCUUGCUACCUCCUGGUAGCCAACAUUCUCCUUGUCAACUUGCUGAUUGCCGUCUUCAACAACACCUUCUUUGAAGUCAAGUCCAUCUCCAAUCAAGUCUGGAAGUUCCAACGGUAUCAGCUGAUCAUGACCUUCCAUGACCGCCCGGUGCUGCCUCCCCCUAUGAUCAUCUUUAGUCACCUCUACAUCAUUUUUGUUCGCCUCUGCUGUCGCUGCAAGAAAAGACAGGAGGGAGACCAAGACGAGCGCGACCGAGGACUGAAACUCUUUCUAAAGGACGAAGAGCUCAAAAAGCUGUAUGAAUUCGAGGAGCAGUGCGUCGAGGAAUAUUUCCGGGAGAAAGAGGAUGAACAGCAGUCGUCGAAUGAUGAGCGCAUCAGAGUCACUUCUGAAAGAGUUGAAAACAUGUCCAUGAGGUUAGAAGAAGUGAAUGAAAGAGAACAUUUCAUGAAAGCUUCUCUACAGACAGUUGACCUUCGACUUUCUCAGCUGGAAGAGGUCUCCAGCCGCAUGGCGAAUGCGCUGGAAAAGCUGGCGGGUAUCGACAAAGCUGAGCUGACUCUCACGCGCUCGCGGGCCUCCUCUGAAUGUGAUGCUGCGUACCUUCUCAGGCAGAGCAGCGUGAACAGCUCUGAGGGUUCCAGUGUGUACAGGUACCACAUCGGUGGAGAUGAAGUAGCCUAUGAUGACAUGACUGCCCCCACGUCACCUGCCUUAGCAUUGCGUAAAGCCGAUUCCAAAAUGCAGCUGGUGCCGGAACGCCAAGGGAGUCCCCUGUCCGCCUCUAGCACAAAUGCAGAUCACAACAAAAAUACCUUGGAUGUUACCCAUACCAUCUCUAGAGCCCGUUCUGGUCUGGGCGUUGGGCAGGAACACUAUAAGGGUGAAGAGGCUAUACCCCAGAGCUUCAGUCAAGUGGAUAUCGUAAUGAACGGACAAACUGCAGCCAGACCUGCUCCUCAGAAUACCCAUUUAGCAGUGGAAAGGGGCAAAUUAGAAGCUGCCAUCUCCUACCCCUUGGACAAAACUAGAGCAAUGAGAUACUACCCUUCAGAAACGUUCAAUGCGUGUCAAGAAACCACGAUGAAGUCAAGGAGUUACAUAUUUGCACAAGGGGGAAAGAUGGUGGGAGGGCUGAAUAGCUGGACAGGAUACAGUAGCAUCAUGGACCGAGUGUGCCCAUCUACGAUUGAACAAUGGACCGCUGAAUGGAAGUACGAGAUUCAGCAGAAACUGGCCAGCGAGCCCCCUCCUGAAUAUCCGGGCAUUGUGUCCGAAGCAGAGAUGCAGGCCGAACGGAAGCAGCUGCUGACCGACACAGAAGAGGACAGUGACGUUGGUGACGUCACAGCUCUCAGUGCCUCCCGUCCUUCUUCACCCACCACCCCCAAAAGGACUGACAUGGAUAAUCUGCUGUCCGUGACGUCCGACAGGACUUGUGGGUUUCUGUCCAUACGGUCAAAGAGUUUACACAGCCAUUCUCGAAAAGCCAAGUCUGUUAAGGACAAGCUGAACAGGCCGGGACACGCCAGCAGCGUCAGCAGCCUUGCGGUGGCUUGUGGGGGCGCAACAGAAGAGCAGAAAAUGAAGCCGGAAAAUGCCUCCACGGAAACAGAAUGUUAACACAGCCGUUUUGUAGACAUGGGGCAACCGCCUUGCACGGCUAAGCUGGCACACCACCAGACGAGCAUCUCCUUCUUAAAGGGUGCAUUGGCAUUUGGUAGCUUGUUGUGUUCCUUUUUAUAGACAACGUAUCAAGACUCUGUUUCCUUUUCAGAAGCACUUCGUGCUGUUCGGUGAAAGGCAGAUGUAGUAUUUUAUCUGUGGCCAGCAAUGCCAUAUGGAUUCUUCAGUCCAUUAAUGCCCUGAGUAACUAUGUUGACAAGCUUUCUUUUCUAAAGUCCAUAUUUUAUGCAUACAGAGUCCUGAAACAAAAAGCCAAAUGUACAGCUUCUUCUCUCCCCCUCCUGGACUUCUCAGGGGGAAGAAUGUCAAAAGAAAUGUCACUCAAGGGGUAGGAGCUUGGCUGCAUAGAGCCCAUAAAAGCACCAUAUCACUGCAAGCUGAAGAUGUUGCAUAAUCCAAAAAUUCUGGGGAUAGU
Molecule: messenger RNA, 4981 nt
Organism: Eublepharis macularius
Lineage: Eukaryota; Metazoa; Chordata; Lepidosauria; Squamata; Eublepharidae
Gene: TRPM1
Product: transient receptor potential cation channel subfamily M member 1
Exons: 24
Coding region: 61-4503 (1480 amino acids)
Biological process (GO): calcium ion transport into cytosol; protein tetramerization
Cellular component (GO): membrane
Molecular function (GO): calcium channel activity
Source: RefSeq, a predicted model, not a curated record